CCUCUCUUCACCAGGCCGGUAGGCUGGAUAAUGCAACCCACCAAGAAGCGCCCGGGCAAGCUGUGCCUCAUGUGUCCAUUCAUCAAAACUAAUCCAAAGAGGGCACUCUUUCCUCGCAUAAAAGCGCUGAAAUAGCUUAAUGGCUGGGCCGGAGGCAACCAAUGGAUCCCAUGGUCAACAACUUCAUGAGGCUCUGACACAGCUGGACAGGCCGUGAUAAGCUGAUUGCUGUGGAACUUCAUCUACGUUCCAUUUCGGCCCAUACUUACAAACGCCUUGACGUCGCCCAGACCUUCAGUUGCCCCAACGCGGAUGUGGAUGAUGAAGUCUUCGGAAUCUCAAGAUAAACCUCUUGCUGGUCGUGGCACCAACUUCGCACAUGCAUGGCCUGAAGAUCGGUCGAAUGCUCACGACAAGAAGUUCCCGAGCGACAGCAUGCCCGGCACACGUUCUGAACCAGCUGGGAUCCCAAACCCCACAAUCCGAAUCACGGGAGCCGAUGGGGCAUCUCUACGUGAACAAUCCCCGGAAAAUCCUCACGAAGUGCCAGGGUGCGAGCGAAGUCAAGGUUCAUAUAGUAUCCUCGACUCCGAUGACUGCAGGUCCGUGUACACUCCAUCUGAAGACCUCGAUCCUACUGAGGAGGCUUAUUACCAUGGGCUGGACAAGGAUGGUUGGCACGAGCGUGGGCAAGAUGAUUUGGAACUGAAAACAAGCAUGGAAGAGUCUCUCGAGCAGCUGGAAUUGACUUCGUCAAACCGAAUAAAUGUUGGAGGUGACAUCAAUCCCGCGCAAGUUGCACCUUUUCGAGAUCAAAAUGGUGGCCUACCUGCGCUCAGCAGAGAGGAGACACACACUGUGACCGGAGGACGUGGCGAACUGGACCUUGGACGAAGGGUAAACUUCGAGAGCGGCCUGGGUCAAAGCUCUCACCUACAUAUAACGCCGUCACAUGAACACCCAAAAGAACCUCUUGAAGAUCGACUACUUGACGCAUUAGUCAACAACGACACGACUUGGGGAUUCUUCCCGGUCAACUCGCUCCCAGAUAUAAUCACCGAGUCGACCGUUAAGGAGGAGCUUCAGAAGCAUUUCAAACCUGCGAUGAAGGACUGGGACGGCAUAUCGAGAUAUGCACGGAAAAUCUGCGGGACAUCGUCCUCAACAACAGCCUCCUUCCGAAAAAUAUUUGCCAUACUGGUCAUGAUUGGGAAGACGCAAGCGAUCUUCAAGUUCGUGGACGAAAAGGUCAAUGACUCUAAUCUCCCAUUGACAGCGUGUUACGUACCUUCAAAGCAGGUCCAGAUCUCUGAGUUCCGACGGUCACGUGGACGAUACGCCGGAGACAGAGUGGAAUGCUUCCGCGAAGGGUGGAACAAGAUAGAGAUGAAGAGUUUUGAGCAGUGGCAAUGGAGGACCCUAGCCCCAAUCUUUGAGCAAUCGGAUGAAGACAAAAGUGUGUCGCACUAUUUUUCGCCAACAGGCAUGAUUACCUUACCAUUCAUCCACGACAGCGGUAUAGCUGGCAGGAGAGCAGAAGAGUUCGAAGGUGGAGGCGGCCGUGUUACCAAAGUCAGGAUUCACCCGGACCAUCAUUCCUUCCAUUAUAAAGAUUGCCCUCGGAAUAACGCAACUGCAGCGAGCAAUUCUUCUGACACUACAACUCCUUCCAGGGACCGAGAUUGCGAUUGCCGUUUUGCCAUCAAGCAGCUGCAUUCCACAGACGAGGCCUUCCAACAAUUCAAGAAGGAGGUCGAUGUGCUCAGGCGGUUUAGCAAUGAGAAGAACAACCACCUCAUAUCUUUACUAGCCACUUACGAGCACAACGAUGACUUCUACUUGAUCUUUCCGUGGGCACAAGCCACCUUGAAGACUUACUGGGAAGAGAAACACCCAAAUCCCAGUCUGGACACACAAACCGUACUUUGGGUUGCCGAACAAUGCAAGGGAAUCGCAUACGGAGUGUUGGCGAUCCACCAGUAUAGGUCGGGCAAGUGGAGCAAGACCGAACUUGACCCAACAGCCGGUCAAAAUGUCCAAUUUGGCCAUCAUGGCGAUAUCAAGCCUGAGAAUAUCUUGUGGUUUCAAGACGGCCACGAGACCAAUGCCGGAUCAGAGGGAUUCCAGAGAGGAACCCUCAAGCUAACAGACUUUGGCCUUGCCGCUAUCAACACAAACCGUACCGUUUCGAGACAAGUUUUUGGGUUUCCUUGUUCGAGAUCAUAUUGCGCUCCCGAGGCCGAACUCCUGAAUUGCGGGGGUCCUGGAAGACAGUACGAUCUGUGGACGCUGGGUUGUCUCUACCUUGAGUUCAUAACCUGGAUGAUGGGAGGAUGGAAAUUAGUCAAAGACUUUGAACGCGCACGAAGCACCAUGGAUCCACGGUGGGCCUGGAAGGAUAUCAAGACAGACACUUUCUUUGAGGUCAAAGCUGAAGGCGACGUCUCCGGGCAAGUAAGCAUGAAAGCAGAAGUGAAGCCACAGGUGACAAAGUUUGUUGAAAGGCUUCACUGUAACCCAAGAUGUAUCCAGUUCGUUCACGACUUUCUAAACAUGAUUCAGACUGGCUUGCUCAUCGUCAGGGAGGAUCGCCAUCAGGAGGUCAGGUUAACCAGUGAGCAGGUUCACGUGGAGCUGACCAAGAUGCUGAAGAGAUGCAAACAAGAAGAGUCGUACGGCUGCACCCCAUGCCCGUGGGAAAAUACUUCGACCCAACAGAAGUGACAAGGAGCUGAAGCGGGAAAUCCCCGAUGGCUUGCCUUUGACGCUUGAAUGAAGGAAAGUUGUGAAAGCCACUUAUUCUGUGAUACCCCAUAUUUCUUAAACUUAGUUCACGAUCAUUGUUGAUGCUUGACCCGUGGUCAUUAACUUGUCCUUCGUUCUU
This is a messenger RNA of Neurospora tetraspora, 2884 nucleotides long. RefSeq lists its product as uncharacterized. Gene Ontology annotation, molecular function: protein serine/threonine kinase activity; ATP binding. The record is from RefSeq and is a predicted model, not a curated record. Bases 313 to 2724 code for a protein of 803 amino acids. Gene Ontology annotation, biological process: peptidyl-serine phosphorylation; peptidyl-threonine phosphorylation. The transcript has 4 exons. Lineage: Eukaryota; Fungi; Ascomycota; Sordariomycetes; Sordariales; Sordariaceae.